Venustampulla echinocandica is the source of this 1734-nucleotide messenger RNA. RefSeq lists its product as uncharacterized. The transcript has 6 exons. Lineage: Eukaryota; Fungi; Ascomycota; Leotiomycetes; Helotiales; Pleuroascaceae. The record is from RefSeq and is a predicted model, not a curated record. Gene Ontology annotation, molecular function: poly(A) RNA polymerase activity; RNA binding. The coding region runs from base 1 to 1734 and encodes 577 amino acids. Gene Ontology annotation, cellular component: nucleus.
AUGGCGACUCCUGCCGCAACCCAGUUGGGGAUGACGCCGCCGCUGUCUCUUAACCUCCCCACGGUAGCUGAGAAUAAGGCCAGCAACGCCCUUAUCGAAGAGUUGAAGAGACAGAACAACUAUGAAAGCACGUCGGAGACAAAUAAGCGAACCGUCGUCUUACAAUCCCUCCAGGCCAUUACGGAAGAAUUCGUGAGGCAGGUCACUCGAUUACAGGGCAAGCCGGAAAGUUUCGUCAAACGCGCAGGUGGCAAGAUCUUCACAUAUGGAAGCUUUCGUCUGGGUGUCUUUGGGCCUGGCUCGGACAUUGAUACUCUCGUCGUCGUUCCCAAACACGUCUCCGUCGAUGACUAUUUUGCAUACUUCCCAGACCUUCUGAAGAAGAUGGCACCUGAGGGUUCUAUUACCGAACUCACGCCUGUCCCAGAUUCCUUCGUGCCCAUUAUAAAAUUCGUGUACUCUGGCAUCAGCAUCGAUUUGAUUUUCUCCCGCCUGGAGAAGGACCAGGUUCCGAAAGACACAACGUUGCAGGGUGAUGAUGUGUUAGAUGGGCUGAGUGAAUCGGAACUACGUUCAUUGAACGGCACUCGAGUAACCGACGAAAUAUUGAAUUUAGUUCCGCAAAAGGCCAUCUUCAGGACUGCUCUUCGAGGAAUUAAGCUGUGGGCGCAGCGCCGAGCGAUAUACGCCAACAUCAUGGGCUUUCCCGGCGGCGUGGCUUGGGCGAUGCUCGUAGCUCGAAUCUGUCAGCUUUACCCCAAGGCCACCAGCUCAACCAUCAUUUUAAAAUUCUUCCGUAUCAUGGACAAGUGGCAAUGGCCACAACCAGUCCUGUUGAAGAAUAUUGUGAAAGGCAGGCACAAUGUCCGGGUUUGGAAUCCUCAAGUGUAUGGCAGCGAUAGAGGCCAUCUCAUGCCAAUAAUUACACCAGCAUUUCCCCAAAUGUGCGCGACGCAUAAUAUCACGUACUCGACCAAGGAGGUUAUACAGAGAGAACUAAAGCGUGGUGGGGACAUCACCGAUAAUAUCAUGUCAGGCAAGGCCCAAUGGAAGGAUUUAUUCGUCAAGCACACGUUUUUCACGCAAGGCUAUAAAUACUACCUCUCCGUCAUCGCAGCUAGCUCUACGGAGGAAGCCCAACUCAUCUGGGGUGGAUUGGUAGAAUCUAAGGUUCGCCUGCUUGUUUCUGGACUCGAGAACCAACCAUCGAUUAAACUAGCCCACCCUUUUAACAAGGGCUUCGAGCGGAUCCAUAAGUGCCAUAACGAGGAAGAAAUCGAGAAGGCGAAGAGCAAUCUUGAAUACCAAGUCAAGGAUAUCCCCACGGAAACCACUGAUCCUUCCCCUCCGCUAGAGCCCACUAAUGAAGUCGUAUCAGAAGAUGCGGAAGUAAAUGGUGGCCCCAAUACAAACGGUGCGGAGAAACCAUGUAUGGUUUAUACUACUACCUGGUAUAUUGGACUGGAGCUUCGGGAAGGUGCCAAAUCCCUUGAUCUUUCUGCAGAAGUAGACCACUUCAAGAAGAUUUGUACAGGCUGGGAGAAAUAUAAGCCUGAAUUCAAUGCCCUGAACGUCACUCAUACCAAGAAUUAUGAUCUUCCGGACGACGUAUUUUGUGAAGGUGAAAUCAAGCCAGUCCGACCCCAAAAGAAAAAGGCGGCCAAUGGUGUGGCAAAGAAGCGCUCAGCAACAGAAGAUUCAGCCAGCAUACCUGCGAAGAGACAACAAACAUAG